AUGCCAGCUGCUAAUCCAAAGCGUAGUUCAAUUAUGGACCAUCAUCGUGCCGAAGUGAAGCCAAAGAGGAUUGCCCGAACAGUUGCAGUUCCACUUAUAACAGUGUAUCAAUCAAUCAGACCCCUCAAAACUACUGGAGGCACAAUCGUGACCACUCUGGAGGUCCUCGUCCAGCUGUUUAAAGAGGAAACAUCGGAAAGAUCCGAAAACACCUUCAAAGGAACCCCCAGCGGUCAAGAGAAGGAUGGCUAA
Messenger RNA from Necator americanus (New World hookworm), 252 nucleotides. RefSeq lists its product as uncharacterized. Bases 1 to 252 code for a protein of 83 amino acids. The transcript has a single exon. NCBI's taxonomy places the organism in Eukaryota, Metazoa, Nematoda, Chromadorea, Rhabditida, Ancylostomatidae. The record is from RefSeq and is a predicted model, not a curated record.